Molecule: messenger RNA, 4041 nt
Organism: Danio aesculapii
Lineage: Eukaryota; Metazoa; Chordata; Actinopteri; Cypriniformes; Danionidae
Product: protein bicaudal D homolog 1-like
Exons: 9
Coding region: 224-2809 (861 amino acids)
Biological process (GO): protein localization to organelle; regulation of microtubule cytoskeleton organization; microtubule anchoring at microtubule organizing center
Cellular component (GO): cytosol; Golgi apparatus
Molecular function (GO): cytoskeletal adaptor activity; dynactin binding; dynein complex binding
Source: RefSeq, a predicted model, not a curated record
GGCGUCCCUACAACACCCAUGAUCAAGCAGAAAAAGAAGAGGAGGAAGGAAAGAAGGAAAGAAAUGAUCGAUGCUCAAUUCACUCGCAUAGCCUAUUGUGUGUUAAUAUGUCCGGAUCAUUGACUCUUAGGUUUGGAUAAGGUGCCGGUGCAUCCGUCCAUUUAUCCGUUCAUCCAUUCAUCUGUUCAUCCAUCCAGCGCAGUGGAGGGCACGGGCCGGGCCGAUGGCUGCAGGGGGCGGUGGAGGAGGAUUCGGGGAAUCGGUGGAUCAUUACCGGGCGGAGGUGGAGCGGCUGACUCGCGAACUUACCGAGGCCAACCGGGAGAAAGUACGGGCGGCGGAGUGCGGGCUGGUGGUCCUGGAGGAGAAUCAGACCCUAAAACAGCAGUAUGGGGAGCUGGAGACCGAGCAGGACACCCUGAGGAAGGAGCUCGAGCAGCUGCAGGAGGCCUUCAGCCAAGUUUACACCACGCAGAGGAAGGUGGCUGAAGAUGGAGAGACCAACGAGGAGACGCUGCUGCAGGAAUCGGCAACUAAAGAGGCGUAUUAUAUGAGCCGACUUCUGGAGCAGCAAGCAGAGCUCCACAGCAGCAGAUCUCAGGCGUCCUGCACACAAGCCGAAAACGAGAGACUCACCUCCAUCCUGCAGGAGCUCCGAGAGAGUAAUGAGAUGCUGGAGCUGCAGAGGAGCCGGAUGAGAGAGGAGGUCAGAGAGUAUAAGUUCAGAGAGGCCAGAUUACUGCAGGACUACACUGAGCUGGAGGAGGAGAACAUCUCACUGCAGAAACUGGUGUCCACACUCAAACAGAACCAGGUGGAGUUUGAAGGCCUGAAGCAUGAAAUUAAAGUUCUGAUGGAGGAAACGGCUCUGCUGAACAGCCAAUUAGAAGAUGCGCUGCGUCUGAAGGACAUCUCCGAGAGCCAAUUAGAGGAGGCGUUGGAUGCUCUGAAAAACGAGCGCGAGCAGAAAAACAUUUUGCGUAAAGAAUUAGCCCACCAUCUAACCGUGUGCGACGGGAAUUUUAGCUCAGGCUGUGCCCAUUUGAUCGCAUUGAGCUCAGCACCCCCUAGUGGCAGCGCGACACCAACAACUGCUACAUCGCCCACUAGUGAAGACGGCGGGAAGUGUAACGGGCAUCUGCUUCAGGGCGCAGCAGGUUCAGUGUUGAACCGUCUGAACGGAGACUUCAGGGCGUCCAGUUUGAGGAAGAGUGAGAUUUUGACCCCUGAUCUGUUUAGUGAGCUCAAUGGCCCAGAGAUCCUGAAACUCAGACAACAGCUUCAGCAGGUGGAACGGGAAAAAGCAUCUCUGCUCAACACCUUGCAGGAAUCCCAAGCAGUGCUCCGUCAUACGCAGGGCGCUUUAACAGAGCAGCACGAGAAGGCCAGCCGCUUGGGGGAACGUUUCCGAAAACUCCGCCGACAGCGUAGCAGUAAAGUCAAGGAGGAAGAGGAGGAAGAAGAAGAGGAGCCUCUGUUCCUGCCUGUGGGCCAGGAGGGACCGAGUCUGGAGCUGCUGCAGAGUAAAUACAGGGUGGCCGUGACGGAGGUGGUUGGACUGAAGGCGGAGUUAAAGGAAGUAAAGGAUAGAUAUAACGAAUCAGUGGAAGCCAGAGCUCGGGUGGAGGAACAGGGACAGGCACAAAUGCAGAUGCUGGAGAUACAAGUAGCAAAGCUAGAACGAAGCUGCAGGGAAGGCCGGGAGAAAGCAGUGAAUCUGGAGCGUGAGCUGCAGGCAGCCAAUAACACAGCAUUGGAGACGCAUGGAAUUCUGGGAAACGCUCAAGAUGAGUUGGCGAUAUUUAGUGAGGAGUUGGCGCAAUUAUACCACCACGUCUGCCUGUGCAACAAUGAGACACCAAACCGCGUUACGUUGGAUUAUUACCGGCAGGGCCGGACCCUGACGCGCAUUUCCACCUCUGGCCACAAGGGGCAGCAGGACGACCACCGUGUACUGUUGACCCCUCGACUUGCACGCCGAUUAGCAGCGAUUAACGAGUCUCGGAGCCCGUCAGACUCUCCAUCCAAAGACCCUCUCACUGCAGAGCAGAGCCCGGUCCGCACCCCUUUGGGUUCUCCCAAUGUUAGUGCCUCUUCCUCAUCAUCAUCUUCAUCCCCAGCUCCAGAAUCAUCCACAGGCUCAGAGCUCCGCCGGGAGCCCACAAACAUCCAUCACCUCAACGCAAUCAUCCGUGAUCAGAUCAAGCACUUGCAGAAAGCCGUAGACCGCUCGCUCCAGCUGUCCCGCCAGCGAGCGGCCGCCAGUGAACUCGCCCCGCUGAUGGACAAAGACAAGGAGGCCUGCAUGGAGGAGAUCCUCAAACUCAAGUCCCUCCUGAGCACAAAGAGGGAGCAGAUUGCAACCUUGCGCCUUGUGCUCAAAGCCAACAAGCAGACGGCUGAAGUGGCUCUGGCCAACCUUAAGAGUAAAUAUGAGAAUGAGAAGACUAUGGUGACCGAGACCAUGAUGAAGUUGAGGAAUGAGCUGAAGGCUUUGAAAGAGGACGCAGCCACCUUCUCUUCCCUCAGAGCCAUGUUCGCCACACGGUGUGAUGAGUACGUGUCUCAGCUGGACGAGAUGCAGAGACAGCUGGCGGCAGCAGAGGAUGAGAAAAAGACCCUCAACUCACUCCUCCGCAUGGCCAUCCAGCAAAAACUGGCCCUCACGCAGAAACUGGAGGACCUGGAGUUCGACCAAGAGCAGACACACCGCACCCGAGUGGGAAAACCAUCCCGUAUGAGGAGCAGCACGCCCAAAAUAGUCAGCAGCCUCCUCCUGCCUCAGUGCCACAGCGCUACAAAGAACUAAACACAUCACGCCUUUUCACCUACAGUAGGUUAUAUGAGCGUGUGGUCUGUGUGUCCGGCAGCAGAUGGACUCUAAUGGCGGUUCUCCAGGAUUCAUCAACAACAGCAGGAGACUUUCCACUUUUUCCUCUUAAAUGCCCACGUCUCUGGAUUCUCAACAAUGAUUCCUCCAUCCCAUAAUGAACAUCUGAGACAUUACCACACCAAACAAAGUGCAAUCCUUUCUGAAGUACAGAUAUUAUACACUGAAGCAAAGACACAAGCCAAAGUAAACAAGAGGCCCGGAAUACCUGCCUGAUCACAUGACAUCAUCAUUACAUCAUUGGUCAUGUGAUCACAGGUGUUUAUUUGUAUCCUUGUCCAGAUUCACUUGUGGUUUUUACACCUUUUUGCUCUAUGUACAAUCACUGAUGGGCUUUUAGAGAAUGUGGACUCCUGAAUAUAAAGCGAAUGCAGACGUUUUUAAAUAUAUUAUACAUAUAUAAUAAUAGUAACGCACUCAUUAUAUUAUUAGUCACUGAAAUAUGUUCUAGUAGUUAGUUAGGUAGGUAGUUAGUCACGGUGUUAAAUAAAACUAUGACUGACCAAAUAUGAAUGUUCGGGAUUUAAAACAAGUUAAGGUUUAUUGAUAUACGACAUCAGGUUGACACUUUAUUGUAGUAUAGAAAAUAAUUUCAAUUAAAACUAUACACUUUAAAAUGUUUAUAAGGCAAGACAAUCAACAUUAUAUAGCAUUUAAAUAUAAAAAUAAACAAUAUAUAAAUAUAAUAUAAAAAUGGGCGACAUGGUUGCUCAGUGGUUAGCACUGUCCCCUCACAGCAAGAAUGUCACUGGUUCGAGUCCCGGUUGGGGACUUCAAACACAUGCGCUAUAAUUGAAUAAACUUAAUUGGCUGUAGCGUAUGAGUGUGAGUAUGAGAGUGUAUGGGUGUUUCCCAGUACAGGGUUGCAGCUGGAGGGACAUCCGCUGCGUAAAACAUAUGCUGGAUAAGUUGGUGAUUCAUUCCGCUGUGGCAACCCCUGAUUAAUAAGGGGACUAAGCCGAAGGAAAAUUAAUGAAUAAUAUGAAAAUGACCCAUUUUUAAGAAACAGAAAGGAUUAAUUAAUACAUUUAAAUAAUUUAUUUAUGACUGUUUUAUUUAUAUUAAUAUUUUAACUGUAAUUAUAAUUAUUUUAAAACUAUUAGUCUUUUAUUUUAAUUUGAAUAUUUUUAAUGAACUUUUGUAUAAUUUAU